AGGAGGAGCAGGCCUGGGUGCGCAUGGAGGGGCUGGAGCUGGCCAUGGCCCUGGAGCAGCUCCAGAGCGAGGGCCUUGAGGUGCUGCAGACCCAAGGCCAGGCCCCCGGCCUCAACAUGGCCCGUCGUUCCCAGAGCUCCUCCCAGGGAGACAACCCCCUGGCACCAGGGUACCUGCCACCGCACUACAAAGAGUACUACCGCCUGGCAGUGGACGCGCUGGCGGAGGGCGGGCCCGAGGCCUACAGCCACUUCCUGGCGUCCGAGGGGGCCCCCGCCUUCCUGUGUCCUGAGGAACUGGACCACGUGAGCCGCCACCUGCGGCCCCCACAGUAUGUUUCCCCGGAGCCCCCCGAAGGCAGCCCUCCCAACGUGGACAUGGACGGCUCCUCGGGCACCUACUGGCCCAUGAACUCAGACCAGGCGGUGCCUGAGCUGGACCUGGGCUGGCCCCUGACCUUCGGCUUCCAGGGCACGGAGGUCACCACACUGGUGCAGCCACCGCCCCCCGACAGCCCCAGCAUCAAGGAUGAGGCUCGGAGGAUGAUCCGCUCUGCCCAGCAGGUGGUGGCCGUGGUGAUGGACAUGUUCACCGACGUGGACCUCCUCAGCGAAGUGCUGGAGGCCGCCGCGCGCCGCGUCCCCGUCUACAUUCUCCUGGACGAGAUGAACGCGCAGCACUUUCUGGACACCGCGGACAAGUGCCGCGUCAACCUGCACAACGUGGACUUCCUGCGGGUGCGCACUGUGGCCGGCCCCACCUACUACUGCCGCACGGGCAAGUCCUUCAAGGGCCACGUGAAGGAGAAGUUCCUCCUGGUGGAUUGCGCCGUGGUGAUGAGCGGGAGCUACAGCUUCAUGUGGUCCUUCGAGAAGAUCCACCGCAGCCUGGCGCACGUGUUCCAGGGGGAGCUGGUCUCCAGUUUCGACGAGGAGUUCCGCAUCCUCUUCGCACAGUCUGAGCCACUGGUGCCCUCGGCCGGGGCGCUGGCCCGCAUGGACGCUUACGCCCUGGCUCCGUACUCCGGGGCCGGGCCCCUGAUGGCCAGUCAGAUGCCCGGGGCGCCAACUCCUUUCUCCUUCCCCAAACGAGCGCACCUCCUGUUCCCACCGGCCCGGGAUGAGGGCCUCGGCUUCCCCUCCUUCCUCGACCCUGACCGCCACUUCCUGUCGGCCUUCCGCCGGGAGGAGCCCCGCUUCGAGGUUUUCUGCAAGAAGGAGGAGGCCGGCGGAGGCGCAGGGGAGGGCCCGGCCGAGGACGACGCCCGGGACAGCAAGGUGGGCAAGUUCAUGCCCAAGAUCCUGAGUACGUUCAAGAGCAAGAAGUGA
This is a messenger RNA of Myotis brandtii (Brandt's bat), 1328 nucleotides long. RefSeq names its product family with sequence similarity 83, member H (gene SACK1H). Bases 24 to 1328 code for a protein of 434 amino acids. Lineage: Eukaryota; Metazoa; Chordata; Mammalia; Chiroptera; Vespertilionidae. Gene Ontology annotation, cellular component: keratin filament. Gene Ontology annotation, molecular function: keratin filament binding. The transcript is spliced from 6 exons. The record is from RefSeq and is a predicted model, not a curated record. Gene Ontology annotation, biological process: intermediate filament cytoskeleton organization; protein localization to cytoskeleton; positive regulation of cell migration.